Molecule: messenger RNA, 10606 nt
Organism: Portunus trituberculatus (swimming crab)
Lineage: Eukaryota; Metazoa; Arthropoda; Malacostraca; Decapoda; Portunidae
Product: acetylcholine receptor subunit beta-like 2
Exons: 13
Coding region: 296-2029 (577 amino acids)
Biological process (GO): nervous system process; monoatomic ion transmembrane transport; signal transduction
Cellular component (GO): postsynaptic membrane; neuron projection; synapse
Molecular function (GO): transmembrane signaling receptor activity; acetylcholine-gated monoatomic cation-selective channel activity
Source: RefSeq, a predicted model, not a curated record
GCAGAUGGAGCCGUGGUGCCGGGUCUAGGUGGCCCUCGCAUCUCGGACCAGUGUCGGUGUGACAGCCGCGGAGGGAAGUACACUGCUCCUACGUUCUGGUCCCCGCCGCUCGCUUGGCUCCUCACUCGGGGCCCUGCUGGCUAUGGUGAAGGUGCAGGAGACGGAGCCGCGCCAAGGUGGUGAGGCAGGCCGGUGCUGAGUGGCGGGGCGGGGAGAGAGAGACAGGGGAACGUGAGGUGACGGGAAAAUAAUCUUGAAGUAAAGGUGGACAGUUUUCAACCUUCGUCGCCCCACGAUGAAGCGGCGACUCAUACGGCAUGUGGUGAUUCAGGUGUGCUUCGCGGUGACUCUCAUGAUUGCAGGUUGCUUCGCUAAUCCGGACGCCAAGCGGUUAUAUGAUGACCUGCUCAGUAAUUACAACCGUCUCAUCCGGCCGGUGGGAAACAACUCGGAGAAACUCAUUGUGAAACUUGGCUUGAAACUUUCCCAGCUGAUCGAUGUGAACCUCAAGAAUCAGAUCAUGACAUCGAACGUGUGGGUGGAGCAGGAGUGGAAUGACUACAAGUUGCGCUGGAAUCCUGAAGACUAUGGGGGUGUGGAAAUGCUCUACGUGCCCUCUGAACACAUCUGGCUCCCUGACAUAGUGCUGUAUAAUAACGCUGACGGGAACUACGAGGUGACGCUCAUGACGAAGGCUACCCUAAAGUACACGGGCGAGGUAGUGUGGCGCCCUCCUGCCAUCUAUAAGUCCUCGUGCGAGAUUGAUGUCGAGUGGUUUCCCUUUGAUGAGCAGUCUUGUAAUAUGAAGUUUGGAUCUUGGACCUAUGAUGGAUUUCAGGUGGACCUCAAGCACACCAAGCAGAAGCGGGGAAGUAAUAUCGUCGAAAUGGGAAUCGAUCUAAGAGAGUUUUACGCCUCAGUGGAGUGGGAUAUUCUUGAGGUUCCCGCCAGGAGAAACCAAGAAUACAUACCGGACCUGCCAGAGCCUUACCCAGAUAUAACGUUCAACCUCACCAUGAGACGCAAGACGCUCUUCUACACAGUGAACCUCAUCAUCCCCUGCGUGGGCAUCUCCUUCCUCACCGUGCUGGUCUUCUACUUACCCUCAGACUCCGGGGAGAAGGUUACUCUCUGUAUCUCCAUCCUCCUGUCCCUCACCGUGUUCUUCCUCCUGCUGGCGGAGAUCAUCCCUCCCACCUCCCUUGCCGUGCCUCUGCUGGGCAAGUACCUGCUCUUCACCAUGAUUCUCGUCACACUCUCCAUCUGUGUCACCGUGGGCGUUCUCAAUGUGCAUUUCAGGUCUCCCUCCACCCACAAGAUGUCCCCGUGGGUGAAGCGUGUCUUUAUCCACGUUAUGCCUCGUCUGUUGCUUAUGAGACGCCCCCAGUACGACCCACGAAGCAGACAGUCCCUCUCGGAACAGGAAUAUAUAGAUGGAAUGGCAGAUGGAGACUUGAGCGACCCCUUCGGUGGUGAGCCUUACGUGGAAUACAACGGUGACGGAGGGAGCCUUUCUGGUGACGCGCCAAGCUACAAAUUUAGUGAAGAUUUCUUGUCCUCACACGCAACUGGGAAGUGUGACUCCUACACGCCCCUGCUGCCUCCUCCGCCCUACGUCAGGACCUACCAUUCCUGUCGCCUGCACGGCCCUUUAAGGUGUCGGGGCGAAGAGACACCAGCUACCUGCCCCAUGUGCGCCCUUACUCUCAUUCGCCUGAACUACCUGGGCGGGUGUCACAUUCACAGCCAGAGAACCUACUCCCCAGAAAUCCAGAAGGCGAUUGAGGGAGUGCAGUUCAUCGCUCAACACAUUAAAGACGCGGAUCGAGAUAAUGAGGUGAUACAGGAUUGGAAGUACGUAGCCAUGGUGCUGGAUCGCCUCUUCCUGUGGGUGUUUACCAUUGCCUGCGUGGCGGGGACCUGCGGCAUUAUCUUCCAGGCACCCUCCCUCUACGACACGCGGGUGCCUAUCGACCAGCUGUACUCGGAAAUCAAGACUGCCUUCAAUACCUCCAAGCACAAUCUGUAAAGAGUGUAGCGCCAUCUUGCGGCAAGUUCCGGCAAGGUUUCAAGUCAGACCUCACCCAAAUCGCUCCCCAGUUAAUGCUGUGAGCGGCUGUGUAACGCCUCUUCCUUUCCUCUCCUCUUCCCGCCCCUUACUGACUUCCGCACUCACUUCCCGCUCUUCCUGUGUUGUGCGUUGUUGUGAACGGCUCUCUGUGUUACCUGUCGUGGGCGAGUCUUUUGUGUAGUGAGUUUUCAUGGUCUAGUUUUGCUUUUCAGGUUCUGCUUUUCUUUUAUAUGGUUGCGCUUUGAACUUUUCAAAGAUUUACACAAGUUUGCGGUUCAGUUUUUCUAUUGUAAGUAUUCCGUUUUCUGUUUUCCGUUUUCUUUGGCCUUGAAUCGACUAAAAGUUCUGUGCCCGUGUCUCUUUUUAACUCCCUUUUUUGUUGCGCUUUGACUCUGAAGCGAAUGGACUAAAUUUCUGAUCCGUUUUCUCUUUUCAACUACCGUUUUUUGUUGCAUUCUGCCCUUGAAGUGAAUCGACAAUAUCUGAUCCUUUUUCGUGUUGACUCCACUCUUUAUUGCGCUGUAACCCUGAACUGGAUCAACGCUUACCUUUUGUCCAGUGUUUGUGUCCUCCAGAGUCCACCUCCGCCACUCCUUCACUCCAGUGUUCGCGAGUGAGGGCUUGAUAUAUUCUCGGCAAAGUGAAGCUGUGGCACGUAUUGCUCACCUCCUCACACACAGCUGCCCUUUGUGGUUUCAUUACCUUUAGCGUGCGAUGCUUCACACGCUCGCUUCUGCUCAACUUGAAUGCGGACUUGAGGAAAGGAAAGGUUUCGCGGCAUUUCCUUAACACCCAAAGCUUCCAAAACCGUGCAAAGACAAGCUUCUUGGCACACACUCCCUUGCAUUCAACCAUUUCGUAAUAGCAAAUGAUGUUUAUAUGUUAAAGUCAGUUUUGGUACAUGAUUCUUAACAUGUUUUAGUAAUAUAAGUGAUGUUUAUGAUCGUCGAUGCGUUGGGGGUCAAUCUUUUCAUGCAAGUAACCAAGAAGUUCGUUAUAAGCAAGCAGUAUUCAUGACACGUUGAAGUAAAUGAUUUAGCCUGAAUAUAAGCUCCAUGGAAUCACAAUAAUUUACACACAGUCAUGUAGUGGAAAUAUGGGAAAACUUUAACGAAAUAUACAGCCAAAUCCAUUAACUCAAUAACGCAAAACUGUGUACUGUCAAAACCCAUUAAUUUAGUAACGAAAAACUACCUUUGCCAUAUACAGUCAUUUCACAGCCAAUGAUUUACUGACAAAAAGUGAGAAAUGCUACAAGAGUGAAGUUACAAUGAAUUCUUUUUUAAUCCACCACGUCACUGAUGCAAUAAUGGCCAAAUUUAUGUACAUAGAAUACCAGCUGUUGGAUAUUUGAUAGCAUGACUUUGUAUUUCAACAGGUAUAUUUGCUUUCGUUCAUUAUUUGCUCCUGUGAUUCGGUGAGUUCCUGCUUUAUUUAUUUACAUUCUUUUCCUUUUUUUGUCCUUCGUUUUUAUCUAUUAGUAAUAUUAAGAGUAAGAAUAAAAAAAAGAUAAAUAAACACAUGGAAAUAAACAAAUGUAUAAACAAAUCUAUCACACAUGGUAGCUUUAAUGAAAAGAAAAAAAAAAAAUCUGGUGCUUGAAGCGGAAAUGAAAAUCAAAGAAAGAUAAGAAUUAAGGUGAAACUGAUCCAUUUUUUCCACACUUUUUCUUUUCAUCUUCCUUUUGGUGCAAGACUGAAAAUUUACGAGUGUUCACCCAUUUAUUUGCUUUCCUGCUUGUUUAUAUUCCCCUUGGUGGUUGUAGCAGUCCGUGAACAAGCUAACAAGCCCUAACAAGCCCCAACAAGCGAGAGACAAGGCCAAUGUGCUACUAACUGACAUUGACAAUUACCCAAACAUCCUUUCAUACAUCCUUUUGUCUUUCCUUCCCGUACCACCACCCGCCCCAUGAUGUGUCUCCCGUUUUCUUUCAUCAUUUAGGGUAACUAAGGCAUAUAUUUAGGCUCAAUAGACUCUCCAUUCUGUAGUAGGCAAUGGUGAUACUUGUUUUCCAGUUAUGUACUGAGAGUUUUCCUAGCUUGCCACACUUUGAGUAUUUUAGAUGGUAAGGUACUAAAGGAUUUUUGGUCAGUAGGGUUAUACUAGUGAACCAUAAUAUUAAUCAUAAUAACGCCUAUGUAUCAUACCUCUACGCUUUCAUUAUUAUACAAAGAAGCUGCUGUUUGAAAUAAGAUGUUUAAAGUAUGUGCGUGCCUGUGUAUAUGUGCGUGUGUGAGUGCGUGUGUGUUUGCGAGAGUGUACGAGUGCCCAAUUUUGGUCUUAAGGACAAAAAAAAAAAAUGCUUACUUUAUCUUCCCAAAACUGAAAUCAAUACGCUAAAACGUUAAACGAUUGUUACGUGACGCCGCGGUGUAACUGAGGCGUCACGGAAACCAGUCACUUCGCUGCUUAAGAAACGUGACAUUACGGGAGGAAGACACAGCGAGAGACAAGGCAGAGAUACAGCAGAGGCGAGGCAGAGGUAAUUCCCAUGCAUGACCAGACUAAUGCACUGGUCUUAGUCACCAUACGCAGGUCCCCUCAUUAAGUAGAAGCGCAGGAAGACAGGUAGAGAGGAAAACCCGCUCUGGAAAUGUAAAUAACUCGUUUUUUCAAACACAUGGACAUUGUUUCGUGCGUCCCUUCCUCUCUUUUCCUCGUACCUGGGGAUUGAAACUGCCAGGUGAGGGGAAGGGUCGAGGUACUGUACAGGCUUGCGUCGUGUCACCUAUUACCUUGUGUAGCGCGCCCAGCUCACCUGCCGCUACAAGAGCCUAGAGUUGUACAGGUGAAGAGGAAGCAGGUGUGUGUGGCAGUGUUGCGUUGUGGUUGGGUUGAGUUGUGUUUUUUAGUGUGUUUAGCUUGAAUAAAUUGAAUACAUUGAAUAAAUUGUAUAAGAUUUACAGUCUGUUAUUAGUUUGUUUGAUUUCAGGUGUUUGUUUCGUGUCACUCUGGUUCUUUGUAGUUUUAUUUAGAUGUGUUUUAGUGAUCCAGUGUUUAGUAAUUGACAUUAAGGUUUGACUAUUUAAAAAUUUUUGGUUGUUGGAUUUCUGGAUUUAAUUAACGUUCUUCAACUGUCUCCAUACCUUUAAAGUAUUCUUGUACCCUAACAUUCUUCACUAAUUGAGACAAGAUUCCACUUUUCAUCAUGCUUGGUGUUUAAUGACAUCCUUUUCAACUUUCCUUACAAAUGCGUAUCGUAUAAAGUCUCUUCAAUAUAAUUUCCAUGAGUGUUUAGCGGCUCAGAUUCUGCAGCCAUUUAUUGCAUCACCGCCACUCAUAUCAAUAUUUCGUGACGCCUUGACGCAGCGCACCAAAGUUUUUGUUUGGGCAGGUGACGCGUGAUAGCAGGUAUCGAACACGUCACUCAUAUCGCCGCUCCAUAUUGAUAAGCGGCAGGUGUGUUUGCGCGGCCCAGGUGACGGCAGGUGAGGAGACACUUCUUGCCCAUUAGUUAUAAGUGAACGAGGCAAUAAGGAGAGUAAUAUUAGACAACAUAGUCACUAACAGUCAAUAUGUGCCACCAUUACGGACUCCACUGGCGACAUCGUGGACUAAAUGAUGCGUUUCCUUUCUCCUUUUUCAAUAAGUGGACGAGACAAUAAGAAGACUAAUACUGCAUGAUCACAGAGUCAAGAGUCAAUACCUGUCAACAUUAUAAACUCCAGUAGCGACAUUGCGAACAAAAUAGAUACGUUUACUACACUAUCAAGCUCAGUAGGUCCUAACUGUAGUGAAAGUCAACAUGUAUCACCACUACACACUAGAGUGACAGAAACAUUAAGUAAUUUGGCAUCUUGUUACUUAUAAGGAAAAAAAAUUGAUAAAACUACAAGUCAUGAGGCGAAUACUAGAGUCAAUAUGAGUCACCAGAAAAGACUCAAAUGACAGAAAUAUAAACCAAACGGACAUACUUUUAUUAGAGACUAUAAUAUUAACUGAUCUUAAGAUAAACGAACAAUAUUUUUCCCUCCAUUUUCUUAUAAUGAAUAUCCCGAGUUAUAACAGAGAGCCAUUACAACAAUCAAAUGACUCAUAAAUUAUUCACGUCCAUUUACUGGAGUGGUUUCUCGAGACUAGAACACACAGAUCUAUAUUAACGAUCGCCACAUAAGAGAUCAUACGUAAACCAACUUUCUACGAAUAAUUUCUAUGAGGGAGUCAAGUAGUAGAAAGUGGAUGUCCAGCGAUAAAGAAGUUACUAUUUCUCAAUUUAUCUUGAACCAAACCACCGGGGAAUGUAUUACCAAACGUUCUGCUCAUAACCUGUGGCCUUUGAAAAAAUAACCUUUAUUGGAAUACAGUUCUAAGAGUACGAUUCCAGAAAGUGUUUUUAAGGAUGCUUUCAAGAUUCCAGUGGCUGUUUGACAAGAAUUAGCACACUCAGUACGAAGAACACCCACGAGAACUCAUUUAAUCGUCUGUAACCUUUGAAAAAUAACAACAAUGAAAGAACAAUGGCCAGAUGAGGUUUUUAAAUACAGUUAAUGAUUCUAGACAUUUUGACGAGAAUUCUGAGCCGUCAAAUGGAAAAAAUACGUUUGAAAAUUUGACAAAUGAUCAGUGUCCUUUAGAAAAUAAGAUAUAUUUGAACAGUGAUUCAUAAUAUAAUAUCAGAUGGAGAUUUUAAGGAUAAGUUCAAGAAUUCUAUGCCAUCAACGGGAAAAUACCAAUGAGAACUUGAAUCAUAACCAUUACAAAGUAGACCCAAUGAGAAAACACUUAAGAAAACGAAUCCGGAAUGCUAACACACUUCAGUCUCCUGUAUUUGAUCAAGAACCCAAUUUGAAGAGCGGUUCAGAUUAGUCGCAUAUUUGCCCACUACUUCAGUCUCGUUGUGCUGAAGAGAGGGAGAAUAUUCACGCGUCUUGUGACCCUAAUACACUCGGGCCAAUAUUGCUCAAGCCCCUCACACAACAUACAACGUGCAAUAUAUUCAGAGUUUGUCUACCUACAGAUUUCCUAUACAAUGUCUCCCUUGUCUUGCCUUCCCUUCUGUUAUCUACAUUUCCUUUAUUACCUUUUUUAUUCCACUACUCUCCCGUCUUUUAUCCUGGCUCUCAUUUCCGUACAUAUUACUUAUCUUAAUCUUCCCUUUCAUUUUACUUCUUUUUUCCUAUUUUCUACAGUUUGCAUCCGAGGCUCCUUUCUCAUUCUUUAUCUUUUCAUCCCCCUUCCUCUUUUCUUUCUUAAAAAUCCUUUACUUUCUUCUUUACCCUCACCUUUCCAUUUCUAUCCAAUAAAAUCCUUGUUUCUUCUUUUCUCCAUCUUUUAUAUUCCUCCCCUCUCCCUCUUCCUCCUCUUUAAAAUACAGCCAUUCUUUCCUCUUCCCAUCACCUCUCCCUCGUCCUUCAAAAUCCUCCAAUUCUCAUAUUUUCCUCACCUAUCGUCCUUUGCCCUCCAAAAUUUAUAUUUUUUUCUCCUUUAGAAUCCUUUCCUUUUCUAUUGUUUACCUCAGGUUUUAAAAAAACACAUUUUCCUACUUUUCCUUUUAAGAUCUUUCACUUCUUUUGCCUUGUCUUUUAAAAAUCCCAAAAUUUCCUCAUGUUUUACUUUCAGAAUUUUCUUCUCAUCGUCUUUGUAUUCUAUGGCGUCAGAUAUUGAUUACUUUUCUUAACUUUUCUUCGUAGUUAUUCAAAAACUUUUAAAGCUUAUCUUCUUUGCACUUUAAACUCCUUUCUUUAUCUUUUUUUGUCUCAGUGGCGCCAGAUAUCGAUAACUCUCACUCGGGGAGGUACAGAUACAGGGGGACAAUCUCUCCCGAACAGGUAAACCGUAAGAAAGUCCUCCUAAAGCCGCCAAAAACCCGCUUCCUAAGAUAGAGACUUGUAGAUUAGCAGGAGGUGCUCGGACAGCCCUCCUAAAGUUCCUUCCUCCAUUUUUGUUACACAUUUUCUAUCAUCACAUUUUCUGUGAAGUCGAGACAAGGAACUCCCAAGCGUCUACAGGUCAAAUUCCUCAACAUUUUGACGCCUCAGCAGCCUCUACUUUCGACAGCCUCUUGUGCAAGUUCUUCUGGUUCUCCAAAGGUGUUUUCAAGGUUCUGGUGAUAGUUUAGCGAAGGAAGUGUAUUGUUAUUGAGGGAAAUAUUACUAAGAACCCGAGUAAUUACUGCUGUGGCUUCUGGAAGUAUUGGUGGUGAGGGAACUAAGUGUUGAAAGAAUCCUGGUCUGUGUAAGCUGCUAACUGAGGCCGGGAAGUGUUGCUACAGUGAGAGAUGCGAGUGUUUCUCUACUCGUGUUUUGUGUGGGAGUUUCACGCGUAAUGAAAUAGUACAGCAGAAAAAAAAAGAAGUGAAAAAAGAAAGAGUAUAGAAUUUUAUUAUCAAAACGUAAAACAAUGAUACAGUUUCCAUUUUGAAGUUCCAGGAAACAACGACUUUUCCUCUUUUUCAUUUCCACUUUAUGAAAUGUUCACGCGUGUUGCAUUUAUAGGAAAGAAAAACUUGUGCCAAAGAACUUUUUACGGAACAUCAACACUCGGAGAAAAAACAACUGUAUUUCUCUUUUUACAGUACGAGGAAAACUACUGUCUAAUUUUUUUUUUAUUUUCAUGGAAUUUUCUCGUGAGGUACAAAACUAUAAAAGAAAAAAAAGAUAAAGUACAGUACACCAUGAAAAAAAGACACUCCCAUUUUUAAACACAAGGAAAGGAAUGAGCAGUUAUUUCCUUUAUUACUGAAUGUAAAAGUAUAGCAAAUUAUGAGAGAAAGGAAGAAAAGAGGAAAAUACAGUGCAGAAUAUUCAAAUAAAUGUUUCUAUUUAUAAACACGAGUAAAGAAUGUUGUCUCAAAACCUUAAAAAAUAAAUAAAUAAUAAAUAAAACUACAACUCUCGCUCUACAACAUUUUCCGGCCUCACAACCCUUUCAUUUCCGGACCCAAGACGAUAAUAAAUGGAAAGCAACGUUGUACUGUGAAAUCAAAACCAGUGCCCAUAACUACAACCCUACACCUGUCCUCAGUGUUUCGCUCACCCGUCGUUGUUACCUGUACGAACUCAUCUGGAAACACUCGAAGCUUCCUGACUCCUCAUGAUCAUUAAUUGUGGUUCCUUUGUCAUUAACCUUCAAAUAAUAAAUAAAAAAAGUUGUAUAUAUAAUAAUAACAGAAUAAUACCGUGUUUUAAACCUGAGAUUCUUGUUGCAAAGUUUUCCCUUGUAAUUUGUAUUAUAGUUUUGGGAUGAUUUUAAACUUUUUCACCCCUUAGACUCUCAAAAAAACGUGUCCAUAUAUUCUUCCUUGUAUCUUUUGUUUAAUGAUUUUUUGUCCUCUUCCAAACACGUUAAAAAAUCUCCCAUUUCUUGUUCAUAUAUUCCUUUGCAAUUUAAGUUUUUUUUCUGGGAUUAUUUGCAACUUUUCAUUUCAAACACGUGUCAAAACACAAUUACAUUAACCCUUCUAACUUUUAUCUUAAUUAACUUUUGGGUAUUAAAUUAUGGUAUGAAUUAAAUCUUUUCCUUCCUUUUUAAAUACACACACAAAAAAAAAAAAAUAUUGUAGUACAUACGUUCUCUUGUAACUUACGUAUAUUUCGUGGGAUAUUUUACGUUCUUUUUCAUUACAAAUAUAUGAAAUGUAUCUUUUUUUUUACUUUGUUACUUUAUCUACAACCUAACUUUUAUUUCAUGGCAUAUUUUUGAACCUUCGCUUCCAGGACACAUCCCCAAAUAUCCCUACUAGCAGUUCGUAUUUCAAUUUCAGUAUUUUGUGGUUCAUUUCCUUCUUUUCCCAUCAAACACAAAUAACCCAAGACAAUAUGUACAUUUCCUGACCAGUAUCAUUAAUGGUAAUCUGUUUAUGUUAUGAGUGAUAUAGGACAAACUAUCUCUAUUCUCUCUUCAAACUCAAUCAUUUUAAUAACCUAACUUACAUUUCUCUUUGAUUGUCUUCCCCUCCACCUUCCCUCUACUUUCACUCUUCAACAUUCUUUUUCAAUCUCAAUUUCACUUACACAGCUUACAUUUUCUCUUUAAUAGUUUCCUCCACCUCUUUCCGGGUCUUGCCUAUCUAAUGUCACUGUCCUCUAUCCUUCAUGUUCGCUAAUUUCAGUGUCCUAGCUUACGUGUUUCCCUUUGUUAGUUUUCCUUCACUUCUAGGUCAAUAUUUCAUCACUUUAGCUUGUAUGUUUCCCUUUGCUAUUAUAUUCUUUCUCUUAACGUGUCUGUCUAGUUUCACUGUCUUCAAAUCUUCACUUCAUGCUUAGUUUCAAUGCAUUAACUAGUCUCCUUCAUUCUCCCUUGACGGAUUUCAGUGUCCAUUGAUCUAUUUCUGUCCUUAAUAAUUUCAUUGGCUUAUAUUUUCCCUCUAGCUAGUCUCCUCCUCCUUUCACGGGUUUUGGUGUCUGUCUCUUUACUUUCACUGUCUGAUUUCAAUAUCUUAGCUUAUAUUUUCCCCUCUGCUAGUCUCCCCACCUUCUCUCUUCACGGGUCUUAGUGGCUAUCUCUCCACAGUCAGACGACAAAAAAGUCUAUUCAGUGGUAUUGGUGUAUAUACUAUAUUUGUAUCGAGACCGCAAUAAAUGGCUGUCGAUCUUA